GUCCAGAGCUGAUGACAGAUCAGUGAGAGGCUAUCGGCGGCGCUUGAGUGGCAAUUGCUGUGCAAUGAACGAAGCAAAACAGACUGAUUGAAGUAAGCGCUGCAGCCCACACCUAGUGACGUUGAAUGCACCGCAUAUUGAUUUAACACGUAGUGGAUACCGCGUCGUUUGCUUUGGUGUUCGCUGUUGAAUUGGCAGAAGGAUGUCUCUGGUAGAGGUAUACGAAGAAGGGGAGUAUGAGCGAGCUGCCAAGCGACUGAAGACUGUAGAGGUAGAGGUGGAGGAGGGGGAGGAAUUAGAAGAGGGAGAGGAUUCGGAUUCAGCAUCUCCUGGCUUGCUGCUUGGUGACGAUGGUGAUAAACCCGUGGUAGGUGGAGCAGAAAAAAGGGCCCAGUGGUCUUCAUCACAAUAUGGAUCAAGAAGGGACAAUGGGAACGAAACCCACCGGAUUCCCCCCUCCCCGGUGGUCCAUGUGCGGGGGUUGUGUGAGUCCGUCGUGGAGGCAGACCUGGUUGAAGCCCUGGAGAAGUUCGGGACGAUAUGUUACGUGAUGAUGAUGCCUUUUAAGAGGCAGGCUCUGGUGGAGUUUGAGGGGGUUGAAAGUGCUGACAAGUGUGUGGCGUGCGGAGCCAAUGAGGCUGUCUACAUAGCUGGACAGCAAGCCUUCUUGAAUUAUUCUACCAGUAAAAAGAUCACCCGGCCGACACACUCAGACAACCCCAACAGCGGCAAUAAUGUCUUGCUGUUGUCCAUUCAGAAUCCUCUUUACCCCAUAACAACGGAUGUUUUAUACACUGUCUGCAACCCGACUGGAAACGUCCUCCGUAUUGUAAUAUUCAAGAGGAAUGGCAUACAGGCCAUGGUGGAAUUCGAAUCUGUUCAAAGUGCUCAAAAAGCCAAAGCUGCCCUCAACGGAGCUGAUAUCUAUGUUGGGUGCUGCACGUUGAAAAUUGAAUACGCAAGGCCAACCCGUCUUAACGUCAUAAGAAAUGACAGUGAUAGUUGGGACUACACUAAACCAUAUCUGGUUAGACGAGAUAGGGGGAAGGGAAGGCAGCGGCAAGCCAUCCUAGGAGAGCACCCAUCUUCCUAUGGUGACAGUGGGUAUGGUUCUCACUGCCCCCUACUGCCCUUGUCGAGUAAUAAUCGAUAUAAAAUGGGCUCUCAUGAUAUCCCGGAGGUGGUUACUUACCCACUCCCCCAAACCUCCUCCUACAUGGGCCACGGAGCAUCCUCCUCCAGCUCUGUUGCCAUGGUGAGCGGUCUGCAUGCCAAGAGAAUGAACUGCACCAGGAUCUUCAACCUUAUUUGUUUGUAUGGGAACAUUGAGAAGGUCAAGUUUAUGAAAAGUGUGCCCGGUACAGCACUGGUGGAAAUGGGCGACGAGUAUGCCGUGGACCGAGCCAUCACGCAUCUCAAUAGCAUCAAGGUGUUUGGAAAGAGACUCAAUGUCUGUGUGUCAAAGCAGCAUGCAGUUAUACCAAGCCAGGUGUUUGAGCUGGAGGACGGCACAAGCAGUUACAAGGACUUUGCCAUGACCAGGAACAAUCGAUUUACCAGCGCCGGUCAAGCUUCCAAGAACAUCAUCCAGCCCCCCUCCUGCGUCCUGCACUUCUACAACGUGCCCCCAUGUGUCACAGAGGAGGAGCUGCAGCAGUUGUGUGCAACACAUGAUGUACCUGGGUUUAUAAAGUACAAGGUGUUUGAUGCAAAACCUUCUUCCAAAACGAUAUCAGGGUUGUUAGAAUUUGAAACCAAGACGCAUGCUGUGGAGGUCCUCACGGUACUGAAUCAUUACCAGAUCAGGAUACCAAAUGGCUCCAAUCCAUACACGUUGAAACUCUGUUUCUCUACAUCUUCUCAUCUAUAAGACAAGGUGCCCACAGCAGGAGAUGCUUGUGGAACUAUUGCUGGAGAGCCAGCAGCCACCCUGACGUUGAAUGGGAAGAGAUGAGAUAAAGUUGCCCUUUCUCACCUUCAUUCACAUGGAAAGUGUAUCUUAACCAGGAAGGAGGAUGAUAAAGAAAAUCUGUAAGAAGUACAAAACACUGAACUGAUCAUAUUCUCUUUAAAAAAAUAGAAAACAAACAAAUAAAUAAAUAAAUAAAUAAAUAAAUAAACUCUUGUUGGUGUAAUCUGCUGCACAAAAGACAUUAGGAAUGUUGAUUGAGAAUGGCCACCAGUUUUAAUGAAGUGACCAUGCAGGUUAAGUCUGUUCAGCCAUUUUUUAAAAAGAACUGUUGCUGUUGUAUGGUUCAGUUGUUAUCAUUUCAUAGAAGACCACAUAGAAAUGAUUCCCGGAUGUCAGUUUGAAUCGAUGUCAUUGAUUAUAGUCAGCACUGUAUUAUAACAUUAAAAUCUUAAUUUAACAGAAUGGUUGCCUAAAUCCCAUAUGUAAGCUUGCACUUAAAAUAACAACACCUUUAUAAGUGUUACAAUUAGGCUGCUUUGUAAUAUACAGGUGUGUGUAAUGUUGGGGGGGCGGGUCUAAUUUAAAACUUGGUGUCUAAAAAAAGAAAGAAAACUAGUUUUGAUCUGAUUUAGACACUAUAUUUGUACACUGUUUUGUUUACACAUACAUGUUCCCGGUUGACGUAGUUCUCAGUGUUUUGGCUGCACUGUUUCAAUGUUACCAUGUAUGGAGUUCUCACUGUGAGCAUGAUUAAAAACAUUUGCCAGGCAA
Molecule: messenger RNA, 2683 nt
Organism: Polyodon spathula (Mississippi paddlefish)
Lineage: Eukaryota; Metazoa; Chordata; Actinopteri; Acipenseriformes; Polyodontidae
Product: heterogeneous nuclear ribonucleoprotein L-like
Exons: 13
Coding region: 203-1870 (555 amino acids)
Biological process (GO): regulation of RNA splicing; mRNA processing
Cellular component (GO): nucleus
Molecular function (GO): mRNA binding
Source: RefSeq, a predicted model, not a curated record